AAUAUGAACAAAAUAAUACCACGCACAUUCCUGGUGUAUAACGUACGUAGCAGAACGUGUUUUUUGGCGCUUGAUGGAAACCGCAUUUCACUCGUGCAUAACAAAUGUCACUUAAUGGAACACGCGGCGACGUCUUUCCGUCUCCGGAUGCCUGGGGGCGCUCUCGGCGUUCCUGGGCCUUGCCACCACUAGGCCACGCCCCUAUCCCCGAUUGGCUGCGUGAUGUGCGUCACUCAUGGCCCCUCCUCCCGCCACGCCCCCGAGCUCGGGCCCCUCCCUUCGCACUGGGCCGGCGCUUGUUGUUCAGCGGCGGCGGCCGAGCUGGGGGUGCAGCCUCAGGCCCGCCGCCGCCGCCGCCGGGGCGCUUGGCCAUGGAGCUGGAGGUGCCGGACGAGGCGGAGAGCGCCGAGGCGGGGGCCGUGACGGCAGAGGCGGCCUGGGCGGCGGAGAGCGGAGCGGCGGCAGGUAACGGCCUGGCUCAGAAGAAGGCAGCGCUGGCAGAGGCCCCGUUGAUGACUGGACAGCCCGGCCCAGGCCAUGGGAAGAAGCUGGGGCACCGCAGUGUGGACGCAUCUGGCGAGACCACCUACAAGAAGACCACGUCUUCCACCCUGAAGGGGGCCAUCCAGCUGGGCAUCGGCUACACUGUGGGCAACCUGAGCUCCAAGCCGGAGCGCGAUGUACUCAUGCAGGACUUCUACGUGGUGGAGAGCAUCUUCUUCCCCAGCGAAGGAAGCAACCUCACCCCCGCCCACCACUUCCAGGAUUUCCGGUUCAAGACCUAUGCGCCAGUUGCCUUUCGCUACUUCCGGGAGCUCUUUGGGAUCCGGCCGGAUGAUUACCUGUAUUCGCUGUGCAACGAGCCGCUCAUCGAGCUCUCGAACCCCGGCGCCAGCGGCUCCCUCUUCUACGUCACCAGCGACGACGAGUUCAUCAUCAAGACCGUCAUGCACAAAGAGGCCGAGUUCCUGCAGAAGCUGCUGCCCGGCUACUACAUGAACCUGAACCAGAACCCGCGCACGCUGCUGCCCAAGUUCUACGGGCUGUACUGCGUGCAGUCGGGCGGCAAGAACAUCCGCGUGGUGGUCAUGAACAACGUGCUCCCGCGCGUCGUCAAGAUGCACCUCAAGUUCGACCUCAAGGGCUCCACGUACAAGCGCCGCGCCAGCCGCAAGGAGAAGGAGAAGAGCCUGCCCACCUACAAGGACCUGGACUUCAUGCAGGACAUGCCCGAGGGGCUGCUGCUGGACGCGGACACCUUCGGCGCUCUGGUCAAGACGCUGCAGCGCGACUGCCUGGUGCUGGAGAGCUUCAAGAUCAUGGACUACAGCCUGCUGCUUGGGGUGCACAACAUCGACCAGCAGGAGCGCGAGCGGCAGGCCGAAGGGGCGCAGAGCACGGCGGACGAGAAGCGGCCCGUGGGCCAGAAGGCGCUCUACUCCACGGCCAUGGAGUCCAUCCAGGGCGGCGCCGCGCGCGGCGAGGCCAUCGACACCGACGACACGAUGGGCGGGAUCCCGGCCGUGAACGGGCGCGGGGAGCGGCUGCUGCUGCACAUAGGCAUCAUCGACAUCCUGCAGUCCUACAGGUUCAUCAAGAAGCUCGAGCAUACCUGGAAAGCCCUUGUCCACGACGGGGACACGGUCUCCGUCCACCGCCCCAGCUUCUAUGCCGAGCGCUUUUUCAAGUUCAUGAGCAACACGGUCUUCCGGAAGAACUCCUCCCUGAAGUCCUCACCAUCAAAGAAGGGGCGCAGUGCCCUGCUGGCUGUCAAGCCCCUGGGGCCCACGGCAGCCUUCUCAGCCAGCCAGAUCCCCAGCGAGCGCGAGGACGCACAGUAUGACCUGCGGGGGGCCCGCAGCUACCCCACACUGGAGGAUGAAGGGCGGCCUGACCUUCUGCCCUGCACUCCGCCUUCUUUUGAAGAAGCCACCACCGCCUCCAUCGCCACGACCCUGUCGUCCACCUCCCUCUCCAUCCCGGAGCGGUCCCCCUCUGAGACCUCGGAGCAGCCUCGGUACAGGCGGCGCACACAGUCAUCGGGACAGGACGGCCGGCCCCAGGAGGAGCCGCACGCGGAGGAGGACCUGCAGCAGAUCACUGUGCAGGUGGAGCCCACGUGCAGCGUGGAGAUCGCGGUCCCCCAGGAGGAGGGCACGAGGGUGGAGGCCUGCCCAGCCGGAGCCUCUGCGUCCGCCUUGGAGGCAGAAACCGCCAGCCAGGCCUCGGAGCCCGUCAGCCAGGCCUCGGACGAGGAGGACGUGCCCGCCACUGACAUCUACUUUUUCACGGAUGGGAGGUACUGGAUUUACUCCCCCCGCCAUCGCCGACUGCGGGCUGUGACGCUGAGCUCCUCGGGGACUCCCACCGACGACAGGAGCUGGGUGUACUCCCCGCUCCACUAUAGCACGCAGCCCCAGCCCUCCGACGGCGAGAGCGACACAUAAUUUCUAUGCAGUCCCCACCUGGGCUGAGUGCCCGCCACCACCUCAGCCGCUCCCAGAGGCGCUGCCUGCCCAGCUGAGGCCCAGAGCUCGGGGACACGCCGCCCCGCGGCCACCCCCAGCGAACCUCGUCCUCGUCCUGCCCCUGACGGACGCCGCAGGCCAAACCUCUCCCACCCAAUGCUCCACAGGUCAUCAGCGACCUUGGGCCACCCGCACUGCACCCGCCAGACGGCGACCUUCCGGAGCGUCCUGUCGUGUAUUUAUUUUGGGUCCUUGUUCUUUGCACAGACAGAGGCAUGUGGUGCUUUUUAGGGGAAAAAAGACACAAACCAGAAGAGGAAGAGACUCCACGCCACCGCACUUUGGUCCUCUGCCUCCAUUGCAUGUGUCCCGCAGGGGCAAGGCCACUCCUGCCACCCUGGGGACCUGGCUCUGGGGGGCCUGGCUGCCCAGGUGAGGGUCACACUCCAGCACAGGUCUCCAGGUGCCUCUUCCUGGUGUCCCACUGUCCUGUGUGUGCUGAGGCCACCUCUCCCGGAAGCAGAUCCUCCCGUGCUCCGCUCAGGUUUGGGGGCCUCGGUGCAGGACGUGUAUCCUCAGUAGUGGCCCCCGGGGGCUCGCUGUCAUGCUGAGCCACCAGGAAGGACAUCCCCUGACCCAGGUGCCUGUGAGCAAGCGUGCCCGGUCGUCACACUCCUGCCCCUGGUGCGGCUGCCCCCGCUCGGCCGAGCUCAGGGCUGUGGACUUGUCCCUUCCCUCGUGGUCCUCACCGUCCCCGGAGGAGUGGACCCCCUCAGGAGACGCCUCAGAGCGGAGCUUCCGACUUCCAGAGGGGAUAGGCCGGGCCUUGGGCCGCAGGAUCGGAGAGCAGGCGACCUGGGAUGGCAGACCUGAUGGUCCAGCUGCUGUGACACGUGCCGGUGUUCCGCCUGCCGGUGACGGCCACGCCUGUCCAGAAGGAAAGACCCAGCAGAUGUGCCCACUCCUCAGAUCCCCCACAAAGGGCCCCGAGGGAAGCACUGGGCUGUGCUUGGAGCUGAAGCCAUGCCUCCCGGAAGACCGGCAUCAGGACCAACCCCGCCAGGAAUUAGAUUUUUUUUUUAAAGCCCCCUGCAAGAUGUCAGCCUGCUGUCUAGGCCUCUCCUGGUGUCCCUUCUGCAGUGACGUAGUGGGGAGCCUGCCUGUUCUUCCCGGAGCCGCCAACAAGGAGCCCAUACUCCAGCCCAGACCCUCGCGGGGCUCAGCUGUGCCGUGGCGCCGAGGCCCCACCCCAGCGGGCCCAAACAAGGGUUUGUCCUGGCCCCAGGGUCAGCUGUGCCGGCACCGUGCCCAGGCCCCAGGGACGUGGCCCUGCUGCAGAAGGCGGGGUCCCGAAGUUGGCCCUGUGUCUCCAGGAGGAAGGGAGUGGCCCGCGCACAUCGCGCAUGGCGUGGGCCCGGCCGGGAGGAGAGACCUGCAGCCCUCCCGCUGGGACGUCCCAACAUUCCCUUCUUUAUGUUCAGUCCCAGAGGCUCCUUUGGAGCCCCACGUCGUGUGAGCUGUGUGUUUCGUCCCUUUCGAGAAUACUGCAAAAAGCACUCCGAAGUGUCCCUCAGACUGCAUCGAGGGGCCUUGCUUGCUUGUCCUUUCGGGGGCAGUGGGGUGCACGAGAGAGACCUAUUUAUACCGCGUGGCAAACUCCAGGCCUUCCUCAGAUCCCAGGAGGGAGGCCCCGGGUGCACCAGCUGCCCCCGCUCCCUGCAGACCUGUAAAUACCCCGAUGACCCAGCUCUCUCCUGCCUCGCCUCUCCAACGGCUGCUCUCAAGACCCUGGACCAUGUCCAAAUCCCUGUACUGUAAAAAUGGAGAGGCGUUUUCUGAGACUGGCAAGGUGGAAAUUCCCAUGUGGCCCCUUCCAGCCUGUCCCUCCACCCGCAGGCCAUCUCACCUGUCCCCUCACCUCCACACCUGGCUCAGUGCAAUACUCCCAUCCCCGUGGGGUCCGUUGCCAGGGUCCUGUCGCCGCAGCCCCUCAGUCUCUCCAGGAUGAGCAUCCCCUCCACACACCGCCGCCUCUCCGGUGGUCACAAGUUCCAUUCCCCGGGCUGCCCCAGUCUCCGUGUGGCUGAACCAUUUCAAAACAAAAAACUGCAAACCUCAUGUCUUAACCCGCACCAGGGGUCCCUCACCCUCAGUCCCAGCGGUCUGGUGUGAGACAAUCCGGAGCAUGGCUUCCUGUGGCACUGAUAGGCAGGCCAUGUCCUUCCAACCCAGACCCCUGGGCACCUGGGGCAGUACAGCUGCUGCAGGCCCCACAGAAUACUCGUAUGUUGCCCGGGCCCCGCCUACCCACUCCCGCCAGACCCCCACUUUUUACGUUGAAGAGAUCUCUAAUAAAUCGGGUAUAAACAUCA
This is a messenger RNA of Chinchilla lanigera (long-tailed chinchilla), 4840 nucleotides long. It is a transcript of the gene Pip5k1c, whose product is annotated as phosphatidylinositol-4-phosphate 5-kinase, type I, gamma. Gene Ontology annotation, biological process: phosphatidylinositol metabolic process. The coding region runs from base 105 to 2447 and encodes 780 amino acids. NCBI's taxonomy places the organism in Eukaryota, Metazoa, Chordata, Mammalia, Rodentia, Chinchillidae. The transcript is spliced from 19 exons. Gene Ontology annotation, molecular function: phosphatidylinositol kinase activity. The record is from RefSeq and is a predicted model, not a curated record.